CAUUUAAUUGCCUUUCUUGUGAGACUGGGGGUCUGUAUUCUGCUAGCUGGAUGCAUUGUCUGUGGGACAGCCAAUCACUGGCUCCGAUGACACAAGAGAAACUCAAGUUGGGCUAUAAAAGUUCACUUGGAAAAAACAGUAUUUAUCAUGGAAAGGUCUUUUCUGCUUGGCUUUUUAUUUCUGUAACUGUUGGUUUUACCAGCUGAAGAAAUAGCAAAUUAGAGGACUAUAUGAGAACAUGAAUAGGUUACGUGCAUGGGGUUGCAUUUAUCUGUGUUUGCUGGUAGCAUUUAGUCCAGUGGAUCUGACCAACAGCAAUAAAGCAACAGACAAAGAUACAUUGUGCAGCGCCUGUACCUGGAGACAGAACAGCAAAUCUUCAAGGCUGGAAGCUAUCAAACUUCAGAUCCUUAGCAAACUUCGAUUGGAGCAGGCACCUAAUAUCAGUAAGGAUUCUAUAAAAUAUCUUUUACCCAAAGCGCCUCCGUUAGAAGAAUUAAUCGACCAGUACGACCUCCAAAGCGAUGACAGCAGUGAGGGGUCUUUGGAAGAAGAUGAUUACCAUGCCACCACUGAAACAAUCAUUACGAUGCCGACAGAAUCUGAUUAUGCAACAGGAGAAAAGACAAAAUGCUGUUACUUUAAAUUCAGUUCUGUAGUGCAAUAUAAUAAAAUAGCAAAAGCUCAACUUUGGAUAUACUUGAAGCCUGUCCAAAAACAUACUACAGUAUUCAUACAGACCUUCAGACUUCCAAAGUCUUUGAAUGACGGAGCACGGUCCACUGGAAUCAGGACUCUUAAACUUGAGAUGAACCCAGGCCCUGGAACUUGGAAAAGUAUUGAUGUGAAAACAGCUCUACAAAACUGGCUAAAGCAACCUGCAUCUACUCUAGGAAUUGAAAUUAAAGCUUGUGAUGAAAAUGGACGUGAUCUACCAAUUGCAUUUCGUGGUUCAAAUGAGGAUGGACUGAACCCAUUUAUAGAAGUUAAAGUUAUGGAUACGCCAAAAAGAUCUAGAAGAGAUUUCGGACUUGACUGUGAUGAACAUUCAACAGAAUCGAGAUGCUGCCGUUAUCCAUUGACUGUGGAUUUUGAAGCUUUUGGAUGGGAUUGGAUCAUUGCACCAAAACGAUAUAAAGCUAACUAUUGCUCUGGGGAGUGCGGCAUUGUCUUUAUGCAAAAGUACCCCCACACACAUCUUGCUCAGCAAGCAAACCCCAGAGGUUCUGCCGGCCCCUGCUGCACACCAACCAAAAUGUCCCCAAUUAAUAUGUUGUAUUUUAAUGAAAAUGAACAAAUCAUUUAUGGAAAAAUUCCAGCAAUGGUAGUAGAUCGCUGUGGAUGUUCAUGAGUUUUGAUGAUAUGAUAAAAUGAAGGUUUCUUCCAUAUAUUCAUGAACCAUGACACAUUCAGUUCAUUAAGCUAAGCACUGGCUCACCAUACAGGGUAAACAGUUACACCAAGAAUCCCUCUUCAUGGCUACAGGAAGAACGCAUUGUAUGCUACGAUGCCACUAAAAACCUAAAGGACAGUCCAAAAACUUAUUUUUAAUAUUA
Messenger RNA from Xenopus laevis (African clawed frog), 1556 nucleotides. RefSeq names its product myostatin, gene 1 L homeolog (gene mstn.L). Gene Ontology annotation, molecular function: growth factor activity; cytokine activity; signaling receptor binding. Gene Ontology annotation, cellular component: extracellular region. Bases 239 to 1351 code for a protein of 370 amino acids. Lineage: Eukaryota; Metazoa; Chordata; Amphibia; Anura; Pipidae. The record is from RefSeq and is a predicted model, not a curated record. The transcript is spliced from 3 exons.